AGCAUUGUACGGUUCCCAUGGUUUCCCGUGUCCAUCGCAGCUGCAUGAAGUAUUUGGCUUUGGCCUGCCUGGGCCUUUGCCCCGUGACCCAGCUUGGGCGGGCGCUGACCUCGCUGGCGCCGGCGGGGCGCAGGUGCGCACAAACAAGGCGGCCGACACUUUCUUCGUGCGCUGAAUGGCGUGAGUGGUGGGUGCACUGGGGUGCAAUGGCCUUACUUGCUGCUUUGCACCAAGGGCUUAGAGAGCGAAGCUGAGGACUUGGUUCGCCAGGAGCUUGCUGGUGGCCUCCGCUUUAAGCGCUUGGAAGACCCAAUGAAUGGCAGGAGCGGCCAUGCGAAUGUGGGACGGCUCUUGAUGAGUGGUUCAGAGCGCCUGCCUUUGGGAGUGGAACUCCCGGGUAUCAUCCAAAGCUAUGCCUUCGUGGCUGCUAGCGCUUGGCACGACACGGACACGAGCCUCGCGCUCCAGGACCUGGAGGCCUGGGCGGCCACACUGGGCUCCUCGUUGGACACCGCGGCUCAGCUGCUGGACACGGCGCCAGACCUGCCACGCUUCCGGGCCUCGGUGAUACGAGAUGGUGAACAUCAAUUUACAUCGGAGCAAGCAAUGGUAGCGAUUGGAAGUGGCGUUGGAAGCAUCAUGCCAUGGAAAGCCGACAUGACCUGCUACGACAUUGAGGUCUUGUCACUGAUCCAUCACAGCCAUAUCACCGUGGGGCUCUCGUGUGCGCAACUGGGUGCCGCACGCCAGGGCGCAACGCACCCAUCCAAGCUCCCAAGCGAACGGCGCCCAUGGCACACCACUGAUGCACGGCAUCUGCGCUUCUCCACCGCUCGGUUGAUGCUUCGUUUCGCGCGGUUGACGCCGGGUGCGCGGCUCCUGGACUUCUGCGGUGGCUCUGGGACCAUUGCCCUGGAAGCGGCCUGUGAGUUCCGCGACCUCCACGUGGUCUCCGCGGACAAGAGUGGGAAAGCCUGCAGAUUGGCAGAGGCAAACUUGGCAGUGGCUAGAGCUGAACAUCUUCUGGCAGAGGGUUCUCAAGUGAAGAUCGUGAGAAAGAGUAUUGAGGAGUGGAGAAGGCAUCGCUUUGAGAGUUCUAGCCAUGCCUUUGACCUCGUGAUCUCCGAGCUGCCUUUUGGCGUGAGUCUUCGCAGAGUCGACUCGAGUCUCCUCAUCCAAGCUUUGAAUGCAGUCUUGCACCCGGAAGGGUGCGCAGCUUUGAUUUGCCCACAAGAGCAGGCAGCUGAGCUUCAGAAUGCCCUCACCGAGCAGCACUGGAAAGUACAUCAGUGUGAGGGCAACGUGGGAGGCGUUCCAGUGCAGUUCCUCUAUGCUGAGCGAAGCAGUUGACAUCAAGCCACUUUCGCCGCACGUGUGCCACCAACUCACAGCAGACACGGUUGCAGAUCCUGGCGGCGUUUCACAACGGGAAGAUGAGAAGCGCAUUGCCCUUGUGGGAUGAGUCCAUGAGGACAUACCAGUGGGUUGAGCACAAGAUCAGAUCCUUGGCUCGGAAGCCUUCUGACAAGGACAUUGAUGCAACUGCACAGCAGGAGCGCCGGGGCUGCCUCAAGCGCGGUGUUGAUGGAAACUGGAAGCCCUUUGAGAGGCUGCUGGUCCUGAUAUCGAUAUCUGAUGGCCGCUUCCAGAUUGGCAAAGCUUCUGCAAUACUUGGCUAGGUGCGGCCAAAAUCUGGUCUCCUUGCCACGGCGACACCCUUCUCGCAGUGCGUUUCGGUUUUCUUGUCCACCAUGGACGUGCUUGAAGGCAGUCCCGAGUUUCUUCAGCGACUGGAGCGACUUCUGCUUCUCCAACUGCUGAGAUCGGACUGCGGAGAUCCGACUUCGAAAGCCUGGCUAUUUGGGUCAGUGGUGUCAUAAGUAGGUUAUACUUGAGGUGGUGGGCAU
This is a messenger RNA of Durusdinium trenchii, 1907 nucleotides long. NCBI's taxonomy places the organism in Eukaryota, Dinophyceae, Suessiales, Symbiodiniaceae. The record is from the annotation of a GenBank genome assembly.